This is a messenger RNA of Misgurnus anguillicaudatus (oriental weatherfish), 3292 nucleotides long. The record is from RefSeq and is a predicted model, not a curated record. NCBI's taxonomy places the organism in Eukaryota, Metazoa, Chordata, Actinopteri, Cypriniformes, Cobitidae.
GAUGUGCAUGGUGUGUGUUGUUGUUGUGUUGUUCAGGAAACCAAACAUACAAGCGCGCGCGCACGCGCGCAGAUAGGAGUGUAGUUGUGCUGGAACUGAAAGUGCGUCAAUAGCAGCGCUGGGUUUUUCUGCGAUAGCAUCACCAUGCAAAUAAGAGGUAGCUGUUGAUAGACGGAUGGAUUUAUUUCUAGAAGGGACAGCAGCAAGCGGUGCCAUGGAAACGUCAAAUUUUGCUCAUGUCAUCUUUCAAAAUGUGGGGAAAAGUUACCUCCCUCAUGGAGCAUUGGAGUGCCAUUACACCCUUACACAGUUCAUAAAACCACAUCCAAAGGACUGGGUCGGCAUAUUUAAGGUUGGCUGGAGCACAGCUCGUGACUACUACACGUUCCUGUGGUCACCUCUUCCAGAAAACUACACUGAGGGAACCACAGUCAACCGAUCUGUGGUCUUCCAAGGCUACUGUCCGAACGACGAUGGUGAGUUCUAUCAGUUCUGUUAUGUCACACAUAAGGGAGAGAUCCGCGGGGCCAGCACUCCAUUCCAGUUCCGUGCCAACAGCCCCACAGAAGAAGAACUGCUUACAAUGGAGGAUGAAGGUGGAUCGGAUAUCCUAGUAGUCACCACCAAGGCCAGUUACCUGGAGCAAAAGAUGGAGCAAAUUCAGCAGGAGAGGAAGGAGCUUUUGGAGAACCUGGACCUGGUGCAGAAAGAGAGAGACGAACUGAUCGAAGAGAAGGACAGUUUACAGAAAGAGUUUGAGCUGGAGCGAGAGAGCUGCGCACAGCUCAGGAAAGAUGUGCAGGAGUUGCAGCUCUCUGUACAGAGCUUACAGGAGGAGAGAGAGGAGGUGAAAAGGAGAAUGGAGGAAAGUACUGCCCGAGUGCUGCAGUUAGAGGAGGACCUGAUUGGAGUCACCCAGAAAGGCCUGCAGAAGGAGACUGAACUAGACUGCCUAAAGGAUCGAGUAAAGAAGUUAACUUUGGAGAAAGAGGCUCUUGAGUGUCAGCUGAAGAAUGAGAAAGAUGAAAAGGAGCUCUAUAAGAUACACCUGAAGAACCGGGAGCUGGAGAACACUAAGCUUAGUACCGAGCUGCAGAUGCUGAAGUCUGUGGACGUGAAUAAGGAGAACACCAUUGCUCAGCUGAAGGAGGAGCUCAGUAGAGUCAAAGCCUUCCUGGCAGAGAAAGACAAACAGCACCGCCAACUACUGGCCAACAGUUCUCCCUCGGGGGAAAGUAAGGCUCUUAAAGAACAACUGAGGCAGAAAGAGGAGCAGUUGCAGGCCACGCAACAGCAGGUGAACAUGCUGUCGGCUGAGCUGCGUGACUCGUCCAACGCCCGCGACAGAGGCAUGGCAGAGCUCUAUCGGGUCCGUCUGGAAGUGGAGUCUUUAAAGAAUGGACAAACGGAAGCACGGGCUGAGUGUAGCCGUCUGGAAAAGCAGUUGGAGGAGAUGAAAAACGCAGCCCAGCAGGAAGAGCAGUGUAAAGAGACAGAAGUGUCCGCUGUAGCAGAAUUGCAGAGAGAGGUUGAAGAUUUACGGCUUAGGCUGCAGAUGGCCGCCGAACACUACAAAGACAAAUAUAAGGAAUGCCAAAAGCUACAGAAACAAGUGAUCAAGUUUUCUGAGCAGCAAGGAGUGAAGAGAAGUCCAGGUUCUGAAUCAGCAAGUGGUCCUUUGUCUGCAAGUCCAGAGGCAUCAGCACCAGGAAGCCCAGGUACAUCCGAUGCAGUGCUCGAUGCCAUCAUCCAGGGCAGACUGAAAAGCGCCAGCAAGGAGCCAGACAAAAACGACAAAUACAGGAAAUGCAAACAGAUGCUUAAUGAGGAGAGAGAGCGCUGCAGCAUGAUAACCGACGAGCUCUCGAAGAUGGAGGUAAAGCUGAAGGAGCAGACUAAAGCGAACGAGAGCCUUCGAAUGCAGCUGGCUUCUGAGGAGGAUCGCUACAAGAGCCAGGUAGCGGAGAAGGGCCGGGAACUCAAGGAGCUGAAGGACAGUCUUGUUGCGUUGACCAAAGAAAAAGAGAAACUGGAGGGGGAGUUGCAAAGAAGCGUCAGCAGAGAGGAAGAAAGCCGAAAAAAAGAAGGCAAUCUGAACGUGCAGUCAGUUUUCCUUCAGUAUGCCCUGCCUUAUCCUCAGGAUGACCCAUCUCCCCUGCUUGUUCCCCAGCGCCCCUCUGAUCUGAUGUUUGGUAACCCCUACUCUUCUACUGACUCCAGAGAUGGAGCUGAUGGAGAGUUCUCCGAUGACCAGAUGCCCCGACUGCCCCCAGUCGGGCCCCCAUCCUGGGACAGCAACGUGGUCUGCAUACAGCCCGCUCGUAACCUCAGCCGCCCCGACGGCCUGGAGGAACCAGAGGAGCCGCAAGCCACCCAAACCGAUGACCAGCCUGCAGCCAAUGACCCCACAGAUUUCCUCAAUGAUGGACAGAUGCCAUUCUGCUUCGAGCCCAGUGGAGAGCAGCAGAAGCGCUGUCCGCUCUGCGAAGUCAUCUUCCCUCCUCACUACGACCAGUCGAAGUUUGAGGAGCACGUGGAGAGCCACUGGAAGAUUUGCCCCAUGUGCAGCGAACAGUUCCCACUCGACUGUGACCAGCAGCUGUUCGAGAAACACGUCCUCACUCACUUCGACAGCAACGUGAAUAACUUCUAAUGGAGACGGCAGAAGAUGGGCUGAAACCGUAUCACCUUUAGCUCAUUUGUGCUCAUCUGUUUAACAGUCACUGUAAACUGCAUGAUUAGCUUUUUAAGCAUCCGCCUGUAGAGAACUGAUUCUGUAUGGAGACACGAGCAAAGACUGCAUACUGUUAAUGAAUUCAAAGUGACUGAGAGGGGGAUAGGCAGUGUGUUAUGUAAGGAUUACUUCUGUGAAUAGGACCACACUUUUGUUUCGAGUUUACUUUAAACACCUCUCCAAUAUCACAGUUAGCAGUUUGGGUGGUUUAGAAUACAUGAAGGAUGACAUAAUAAAGCAUUAUUUCAUUAGAUUAAGACAGAUUUUGCCUAUAAUACUCCGCUGUAUAUGGUGAUAUAAGAGGGUGAUUCUUAUAAAAUGAUCUAUUUUAGAAUAAGCUUUUAAAGAUAAACCUUAAUAAUCCAAAAAUAAGUUAAGUCUUUUUCUUUGUCUAUUUAAAUCACUUAAUUUUAAGUACAACACGCAUGCUCAUGUUUCCUGUGCACUGAGUCACAUUAAACUUUUUGUUCGUUUUCUUUAGGUAAAUAAAUAUGGUCUCAUCUUGUGUGCCUGUGUAUUAUAUAGCAACUCUAAACCAAUAAAGUUAAUUUGAAGCAA